GCGGUUUAUAUACAUGCUUUGAGUUGUCAAAUAUUUCUGCUCUUCCACUAGAGGUCACCAUCAGUCCAUGGUUAAUCUCUUUGCUUUUGUGUUCGCGUGUCUCCGCCUUGUUUUUCGCAGCGGGUGUAGCGUCAAAUGGCUUUGUUCGAACGAUGCUACAGCUCUCAGCCUCCUCUCUGCUUUAGUGGAUAAAAGACGAAACUAAAACGAAUGCUGAUAUCUUGAUGAAUAUUGUCUUUGUUUUUAAACGGAAUAUGGCAAUAGCUUUGGUCCAUGAUUGUCUUCCAACGAUUCUUUUAUAUAUGUUGUUUUUCUUUGGGAGUAUCGCCGACGGGCAGGUUGUAUAUUCAGUGUCGGAAGAAGCAAACCCGGGAACAACAGUCGGCAACCUUGCAAAGGAUUUAAAACUGAAUUUACAGGAUUUACAUAAUCGAGGAUUUCAACUAGUAUCUGGAACAAAUAAGAGGUAUUUCGAUUUAAAUACAAAAACUGGAAUUCUUCAUAUUAAAGACAGAAUCGAUAGAGACGAACUGUGCGGACGGAGCUUAACAUGCUGUCUCCCAUUGGAAGCUAUUGUUAAUGUGCCAUUAAACGUUUACCGUUUUGAAGUUAACAUUAUAGAUAUAAAUGAUAACACACCUACAUUUCGCUCUCCUGUGAAAUAUUUUAAUAUAUCAGAGUCGGCAUUUCCUGGUGAAAGAUUUCCAUUGCCGAAUGCGUUUGACGCGGAUGUGGGCAGUAAUUCGGUAAAGAGCUACAAACUGAGUGCGAAUGAACACUUUUCUCUGGAUGUUCAGAGCGGAGGAGAGCAGAGUGUGUCUGCUGAAUUGGUGCUGCAGAAAGCUUUAGAUCGCGAAAAACAACCAGUGAUCCAGCUCACAGUGACCGCUGUAGACGGAGGGAAACCUCCAAGGUCAGGGACAAUAAAUCUAAUUGUUAAUAUUGAAGAUGUGAAUGAUAACAUUCCAGUGUUCAGUAAACCUCUAUUGAAAGCUCGAGUAGUAGAAAACGCUCCGCUUGGCACCUCCGUAAUCCAAGUUCACGCCAGUGAUCCAGAUGAGGGACUAAACGGUGAAAUCGCAUAUUCAUUAGUGAGCCAAGAUAGCGAUAAUAAUGUAGAUGCAUUCUCGAUAGAUUCUGAAACCGGUCUUAUAACUGUGAAAGGCACUGUAGACUAUGAAAAAGGCGCUGCUGUUGAAAUUAGAGUACAAGCUAAAGACAAAGGCCUUAAACCACGAGCCGCAUACUGCAAAGUGUUGGUGGAGAUAAUGGACAUAAAUGACAAUAGACCAGAAAUUUCUGUUACCUCCUUAGUAAAUACUGUUAAAGAAGAUGCAGCUAAUGGUACAGUGGUUAGUAUGAUAACUGUACUGGAUAAUGAUGCGGGAAAGAAUGGGGAAAUUCAGCUUAAGGUUCGCGAUUCGUUGCCAUUCAAAGUUCAGAACUCGUACAAGAACUAUUAUACUUUAGUGGUUAACGGGCCUUUAGACAGAGAGCGGUUUACCAGAACACAAACAUUUCCUAAUAAAGAAAAGACUGCGGGGAGGAAAUUAUGA
Molecule: messenger RNA, 1556 nt
Organism: Sinocyclocheilus anshuiensis
Lineage: Eukaryota; Metazoa; Chordata; Actinopteri; Cypriniformes; Cyprinidae
Product: protocadherin gamma-C3-like
Exons: 2
Coding region: 225-1556 (443 amino acids)
Biological process (GO): homophilic cell-cell adhesion
Cellular component (GO): plasma membrane
Molecular function (GO): calcium ion binding
Source: RefSeq, a predicted model, not a curated record